GGGAUAACUCAAUCUCAUCCUCGUCUGGGAAGUCAUAUAGCAACGUGAUGUCGGUUUUACAAUUUAAAAUGGAUGACAUCGAAAAGAUUUUUGAUUCCAUGGACAAUGAAACACUGCAUGAUAUAUUCCCGGAUGAUUUUAAAAAUUCGACAAAGCUAAACUUUUUUCAAGGCAGACCGGAUCCAACAACUCAGACGGUUCUUAUAUCUGCGUUCGUUCCCUUGGCUGUGGUUACCUUAGUCUGCAAUAUUGUUGUUUGUUACGUAGUUGGAAAGAACAAGAAAAUGCGAACUGUAACCAAUGUUUUUAUAGUGAAUAUGUCCGUUUCGGAUUUAAUUCUGAUUUUUCUGAAUGUUCCAUUAAAUAUUGCGAGACAUGUGUCGCAGGAAUGGGCGUUAGGAGACUUCCUGUGCUAUAUGUUGAAUUUCUCUCUGAUGUUGUCAACUUAUGUGUCUACUUUCACUUUGACCGCCAUUGCCCUGGACAGACAUCAGGUAUUAUUGUAUCCUUUACAACCUCGAAUCACGAAAAGAAUCAGCUUCGUUAUUAUUUUUGCUAUAUGGUUUCUUUCAAUUCUGCUAGCAUUACCUUAUGGAUUUUUUACCAAAGUGGCAGAGACCAAUUUCAUUUUCGCAAAAUUGAGACGAUGCACAACCGUUUUCCCUCAACCUGCUGAAAAGUGGGAACAGGCUCUCACGAUAAGCACUGCAGUCUUACAGUUCUUUUUACCAGUUGGAGUUAUAGCUAUAGCGUAUAUUAGGGUGAUUCAGAAACUCUGGUUACGGACACAUUUAGGUGUAGUAACAGAGACUCAGAGAAGAAUGGAAAUUCAGAAAAAAAGGAAAACAAUUAAAUUAUUGGUCGCUGUAGUUAUAGUGUUUACAGUGUGCUGGGCACCAAUUAAUUUUUACCACCUUCUGACUGAUCUUCAUCCAAAUAGGAUAGCAUUCAAAUACAGCAGUGCUGCCUUCUUCGUUUGUCAUUGGAUUGCCAUAGCUAGUUCGUGUAUAAAUCCUAUAUUGUAUUGUUGGAUGAAUCAGUCGUUUCGUGCAGAGAUCAAAAGACAUGUGACAUGUUUGAGAUGUACGAUUAAAAAACGAAAUUGCUCCCAUGAAGUUGAUGACCCAUAUACAAGAGAGACAAAUUCUCGAAUCAGACACGAACGAAUUCGGAGAUCAUUGUCAAAUCCACUUAUUUCCUCCUCAUCGUCUGAUUCGCGACGAUCAGAGAGGGAACUUCCCAAAAAAUGCAAAUUUACCUGCAGGUGCACGUAUAAAUUGAGGAACGUUUAACAUGAAAGACAAAUCCCUCCUUUACGUAUUAGACGUGUUACUGUGUUAAAAAUACAAAUUCCCAUGGUACAUCUAAUGUUACUCGGAAACUUCCAAGGAGUCAAUAGACUACAGUUUUAUUGUGUAUUUUUGUAACAAACCUAUUUUUAAAAUAUACUUGAAUCUCAAUUCCUGCCUUGGUCUCAGCUGGCCCUGAGGACCAUGAGCUGAAUAACUUGAAUCUACACUUUA
Messenger RNA from Saccostrea echinata, 1523 nucleotides. RefSeq names its product G-protein coupled receptor 83-like. NCBI's taxonomy places the organism in Eukaryota, Metazoa, Mollusca, Bivalvia, Ostreida, Ostreidae. The transcript has a single exon. Gene Ontology annotation, cellular component: neuron projection; plasma membrane. The coding region runs from base 48 to 1292 and encodes 414 amino acids. Gene Ontology annotation, biological process: G protein-coupled receptor signaling pathway. The record is from RefSeq and is a predicted model, not a curated record. Gene Ontology annotation, molecular function: neuropeptide binding; neuropeptide Y receptor activity.